Molecule: messenger RNA, 3231 nt
Organism: Phyllostomus discolor (pale spear-nosed bat)
Lineage: Eukaryota; Metazoa; Chordata; Mammalia; Chiroptera; Phyllostomidae
Gene: LIPG
Product: lipase G, endothelial type
Exons: 10
Coding region: 314-1816 (500 amino acids)
Biological process (GO): lipid metabolic process
Molecular function (GO): protein binding; lipoprotein lipase activity
Source: RefSeq, a predicted model, not a curated record
GUUCACUGCAUGACAGUGGCGAGCCUGUGCCUCCCGGGCGUGCGGCGUGGGUGAAGGCAGAUCUGACUCUGGUUUAAGCCCCCUCACACUCCCUCCGCCACCCCAGCCGCUCCGUGCCGCCACGUUUUCACCUCCCACCUUCUCCACUCUCAGCGGUCUCAGGGGCUACACCGCUCUGGGGAGAGGAGGUGCCCACUUCGGGUCUUACCGGCUCGGACUGCUGGAACCUCGGGAGGUGUCCCGUUUCGUUUUGUUUUAUCUCCCCCGCUUUUAAAAGUCCCGUUUGGCGACGGGUGUGUGGCGGCGGGGAAGGAUGAGAAACUCCGUUCUUCAGCUCUGCCUCUGGAGCGCCUAUUGUUGCUUUGCCGCGGGAGGCCCCGCAACCCUCGGUCCAGAGGGACCGUUACAAGAUGAGCUCCGUGAACCCGAGGACGGACAGGCCGUUGACAGACCCGCCGUGCGGUUUAACCUCCGCACCUCCGAGGACCCUGAGCAUGAAGGAUGUUACCUCUCCUUUGGCCACAACCAGACCCUAGAAGACUGUGGCUUCAACACGACAGCCAAAACCUUUUUCAUCAUUCAUGGAUGGACGAUGAGUGGCAUAUUUGAACAGUGGCUGUACAAGCUCGUGUCAGCCCUGAGGACGAGAGAGAAAGAAGCCAAUGUCGUGGUGGUUGACUGGCUGCCCCUGGCUCACCAGCUUUACACGGACGCGGUCAACAACAUCAGGGCGGUGGGGCAGAGCAUCGCGAGGCUCCUGGAUGGGCUGCAGGAGAAGGAUGAUUUUUCUCUUGGGAAUGUUCACUUGAUCGGCUACAGCCUUGGAGCUCACGUGGCCGGGUACGCCGGCAACUUCGUGAAGGGCACGGUGGGCAGAAUCACGGGUUUGGAUCCCGCCGGGCCCAUGUUCGAACGGGCGGACAUCCACAGCCGGCUGUCCCCCGACGACGCGGACUUUGUGGAUGUCCUCCACACCUACACGCGCUCCUUCGGCUUGAGCAUCGGGAUCCAGAGGCCCGUGGGCCACAUCGACAUCUACCCCAAUGGGGGCGACUUCCAGCCAGGCUGUGGACUCAACGACGUUUUGGGGUCAAUUGCCUAUGGAACGUUCGCAGAGGGGGUGAGAUGUGAGCACGAGCGGGCCAUAUACCUCUUUGUCGACUCGCUGAUGCAUCAGGACAAGCCGAGCUUCGCAUUCCGGUGCACGGACUCGAACCGCUUCAAAAAGGGGAUCUGUCUCAGCUGCCGGAAGCACCGCUGUAACAGCAUCGGCUACAACACCAAGAAAACGAGGAACAAGAGGAACAGCAAGAUGUACCUAAAGACCCGGGCGGGCAUGCCUUUCAGAGUUUAUCACUAUCAGAUGAAAAUCCACGUCUUCAGCUAUAAGAACACGACGGAAAUCGAGCCCGCCUUUUAUGUCACCCUUUAUGGCAUCAAUGCAGACUCCCAGAUGUUGCCUUUGGAAACAGUGGAGCAGAUUGGGCUGAAUGCCACCAACACCUUCCUGGUCUACACAGAGGAGGACUUGGGGGACCUGAUGAAGAUCAAACUCACCUGGAAGAGGGCAUCUCAGUCCUGGUACAGCCUGUGGACUGGGUUUCGCAGCUUGCUGUCUCAGUCCCCAAAGUCCAAGCAGGAAGUGAACAUCAGGCGCAUCCGGGUCAAGUCUGGGGAAACCCAGCAGAAAUUUGCUUUUUGUGCAGAAGACCCUGAGAACACCAGCAUAUCCCCCGGCCAAGAGCUCUGGUUCCACAAGUGUCUGGACAGAUGGAGACUAAUAAAUGAAACCAGGCAAACCGUGGAGCUUCCCUGAGGGCGCCAGCAAGGCCCCCGCCCCACUGUCCAAGCACAUGGAGGAAAGUUACUGCUGAGGACCCACCUGACGGAAGGACUCCUCUUGGUCUUGACCCUGGAGCACAGGGAAGAGCCUUCUUGGGGGGCCCAGGACCUUGAUCGCUACAACUGAGACUUCUCGCCAGAGGGGACCGUGCGCUGCUGUUCUUGCUGCUCCUGCUGCUCCUGCUGCUCCUGCUGCUGCCCUAGAAUAGCUUGAAGGCCAGAUCUGUGGCAAACGCCUGGCCUCUUGUGCACACCGGGCUGGCUCUUGUGACUGGGUGAGCCUGUGCUUUGCUUGACAAGGGGCAGUGGCUCUGCGUGGAAGGCUGCCAGCUGCCUGGCCCCACCUGAGCCACUGGGAGGCCGUCCCGCUGGGAGCUGACUCAUGUCGGGAUGGCAGACCUGUGUCCUUGUUCACCCAGACACAGUCGAUCUGCGGCAAGGCUGAGGCCCUCGCUGUUGGGGGUCAAUGAACUUCACUGGUCAAUAUCGGUCAAACUUUUUUUUGACCUUCUGCCCUGCUCCUUAACUCACUCUUGAAAGCACACGUUGGCUUUUUUAUUUUUCUAUUGCUCAUUUUUUUUGACUGGACAAUUUUUUUAAGCACUUAACCUUAAUGGGGUUAGGAUUUCUAGGCUCCCUUCACAUUUAGAUGACCCAUGAAUAUAUAUGGGAUGAAGGCACAAGGGACAUUGCGGGGAGCCAGAGGAUGCAAGAGUUGGGGGCCCUGAGGCUUUCAGCGGUUUCUGCCCACCUCUUCCCAGUUGACAUGUACAUUCCCCCUGAGAGUGGCCUGGUUGAUGGCCAGCAGAGUAGUAAGCAGGUACCCUGCAUGCUGGGGACCAGAUGGUGGCCAACUGCCAGAUACGGUUGCUUUGGAGCAUAAUCUCUCCUGUCCAGGAAGGUAGAAGGUGUCACAUAUGUGAUGCAUGUCUGUUUACCCAGAACUGUCACCUGUCGAAUGGCGGGUGCUCAGAUGUGACCCAGCGUUUUUCCUUCCUUGGAACAUCUUGUUAUAACACCAGCCUCUUGUCUGUGUUGAACUUCUUCAGAAGCCCCCAGCUCUUCAUUUGAGUUACUAUACAUGAUACCUGAGAAACCCUUUUUCACUUUGCAAAAGAUUUUCAUGUGGGUCACCUCGUUGGAGAUCAAAGACGGGAGGUGAACAGGGAAGCCAUUACCUCCAUUUCACAAAACCAAUGCUCCGUGAGGGUCAGCCACGUGCCUAGCAUUGUAUACCUAGUUGGUGCUGGGGCUCCGUGAGGACCCAGAAUUCCUGGAGGCAAAGUCCUUGGUGUGUUCGUCUCUGCAACUUUGCAGAGACUUCCACAACCCUUUCUCACCAGGGAGCCCUGCAUGUGACAAGUAGAGAAUAGUGUUCAAAGCCAUCCC